Molecule: messenger RNA, 1878 nt
Organism: Salpingoeca rosetta
Lineage: Eukaryota; Choanoflagellata; Craspedida; Salpingoecidae
Exons: 9
Coding region: 1-1878 (625 amino acids)
Biological process (GO): protein O-linked glycosylation via mannose
Molecular function (GO): xylosyltransferase activity; glucuronosyltransferase activity
Source: RefSeq, a predicted model, not a curated record
AUGCGGUGUGGGCUGCGGCGGCUGGUGCUGGUGGCGGUGGUGGUGUCGUCGCUAGCGCCAUUGCUGCUUGUGCUGCUGCAUGGCUCGCAGCAACAGCACGGGCAGCAGGAGGUCGUUGAUGCAGGGAAGGGUGAGAGUGGCCACCACACACAGAGCUUGGACCGUCGGCAACAGCAGCAGGAGUGUUUGUUGCAGACGCACAUCGUGAAGGCCAGUGAACCACUGCGUGCAACUGGGUGGUGGCAGGGCCAUGCGACAUGGACGCAGCCAGUUUCACAGGGCCAGCAGUGCUGGCAGUCCCUUCGCACUGGAGGCAGCGCCGAGGGCAUUCGGGCCAUCUACCAGUACCUCGGGAUCAAAGCGGCCCUGUCACCCACCAUGGAGUUCUCGCAAGAUCCUCUCAUGACGCUCAAGUUCUCAGCCAAGGCCACCGGAGAAGGCGGUGGCGAGCAGGGCGCGGAUCGAGGGCCACAGGCGCUCAUUGUUGUGAGCCCGCACUCCGAUGGGUACACGCAAGAAGACUGGUCCGCCUGUCUCGCAGCGCUAUAUGCUGACGACUCCAGCCAAGCACAUUCACAUGCGCCUGGGCCGUGGCCAUCCACAAUCAAGUGCCGCCUGACAUCGCUGUCGCCACCAUCCGAAGACGUUGCAGGCACCCCCGACUCAGCCCUCGUCAGCGAAGUGCACUUGGGCCGCAGCGAGCUCGGCCUGUCCGCACGCGCGGGUUCCACCGUGAUCUUGGACGUGAUUGUCGGGCUCGCGUGCGUCCGGUGCACACACACGGUCCAGUUUGAUGCUAUCGAGCUGGCUGUGGUCGACGGCAAGACGGGCGCUGCACUCGCUGCUGCUCCCAUGUGCCCGCGCACGCCAACGCACAUGCCACAACACGCGCGAGAGGGCAGCGCCCCCACGACAUUGCAGACCAUGCAUCUGACGGGACCUCCGUUCAAGCAUCCUCUCAGCAUCGUCACCCAGGUGUCGCUGGACCGGCUCUCGCUGCUGCGCUACCUGCCGAGCACAUGGAGUGGGCCCGUCUCCAUGGCCGUGCACCACAGUGAUGACAGCGACGGUGGUGACGGUGGUCGGGAGAGUGCGGCGGCAUGGGUGCCCGCUUUUGUCCUCAAGCAUUUGCGCAAGCUCGCCCCCACGCAACCGUGGGCCGCCACCUUGACCCUGGGGCGAACAGGCGAGCCGUACCCCAUCAACGCCCUGCGCAACGCAGCCAUUGAGGGUGCAGCCACGGAUUUCGUGUUCAUCAUGGAUGCAGACUUUGUGCCCACGUCGAAUCUCAAGGACCAGUUUGCGCUGGCUGCUGGGUUUGUGGAUGGCAAUGGGGACUCUGUGGCCCGCACGGCGUUUGUUGUGCCUGCAUUUGAAAUGCUUCAGGGUGACCGCGCGAGUAUUGGGGUUGGGGAUUUGCCCAAGACAAUGGAGCAGCUGGUGGCGGCCAUGGAGGCCGGAACGGUGCGUCCAUUUCGGGAAUCCGUUUCUCCGCUCUCACACGCGGCGACAGAUUACAGCUACUGGCGCCACGCCUACACGCCAUACACCGUCGACUACCAGGUUGACCUGUAUGAGCCAUAUGUGAUUGUCCAGAAAACAAACCACCUGCCUCUAUUUGACCCCAACUUUACAGGCUACGGCAUGAACAAAAUCUCCCACUCACUUGAGCUCCACGCGGCUGGCUAUCAGUUUGUCGUGGUGCCUCGGGCAUGGAUCAUGCACCUUCCGCAUCCCGAAUCACAGCACGCGCACAGGUUCCUGCAUGAUGUUGUGCGGCAGGCCGAGAUUCGCGUGCAGCGGUUCCAAUUUGUGCGGCAUCUCCAAAGCAAAUUUGCCUUGGAUUGUGAUGGAAGCGACAAAACAAAGAGUAGUUGA